Eublepharis macularius is the source of this 1261-nucleotide messenger RNA. It is a transcript of the gene CLPS, whose product is annotated as colipase. NCBI's taxonomy places the organism in Eukaryota, Metazoa, Chordata, Lepidosauria, Squamata, Eublepharidae. The record is from RefSeq and is a predicted model, not a curated record. Gene Ontology annotation, molecular function: enzyme activator activity; lipase binding. Gene Ontology annotation, cellular component: extracellular region. The transcript has 3 exons. Gene Ontology annotation, biological process: positive regulation of catalytic activity; digestion; lipid catabolic process. Bases 69 to 425 code for a protein of 118 amino acids.
UACCAGUAUUUCUGGAUUCUUAUCCUAAAAACAUCAGAUCUGUUGACUCAGUGGACACCUGAAAACUAAUGGAAAGAGUUUUGAUUUUGCUGCUGCUCCCACUUGCCUUGGCAGAGCCCAGUUCUAGCCCAAGGGGAAUCAUCUUCAAUCUGGAUAAUGGAGAGUUAUGUUUCAAUAGUUACCAGUGCAAAAGUGGAUGUUGCCACAGGGCUGAUGCGUUCAGUCUUGCUCGUUGUGCAUGUAAAGCAGCUGAGAAUCAGGAGUGUUCCCGCAAGCAUAUCUAUGGGGUUUACUAUAGGUGUCUCUGUGAGAACGGCUUGACUUGUGAUGCUGACAGAACAAUUGUGGGGAGCAUCACCAACACCGACUAUGGCAUCUGCCGGGACCAAGCAAAACAAUACAGAAUCAAUGAGGAAAGUCAUUAAAGGUGUACACCCGCUUCUCUUCUCCUUCCCCUAGUGAUGCAGCUGUCAACCUCUUCCAGAGCAAAAACCAUUCCUGUCCUUGUGUCGUACCUUACAAGGAUCCAAACAGAUCCAGACAUCACCAUCACUCUCGAUUUUUCUGUGUAUACAUUUGUCCUUGUUGCAUAAAUAUUCUGUUGUCAGAAUAUAUAAUCAGCUAUAUGCCUUUACCUGCCAGAUGUCUUUCUCUAUGAGCACAAUCAAGGUCCAAUAGCUCCUUGAAGACCAGCUAGAUUUCCAAGGUAGGAACUUUUGAGAGUCAAAACUCCAUUCAUCAAAGUACAUUUUCAAUAUAUUGUUGUGUAUCGGCGGCACACCACAGCCAUAUUUUCAAACUUUUGCAUCCAUUCCCAUGAUGCAGUUAGACUGAAAAGCAUUUUAUGGGUUAGUAGGCCUUUAUUUUACACCCAUGCCUAGAAUAUUAGGCAUUUCUGAAUAACAACCCAUGAAUACAACAGAACCAAUGGUUCACUCCUCCUCUGUUUUCUUCCACUUCAUUCUGUUUUUGAUAGAUGUUGCACCCAUUGCUAGCAAAAGGCACUGGAAAGCAUCAGUCUCUCUUGGUUGUUGCUCAGAUUCCAUUCUAUGCUCAUCUCUGUGUAUCUAUCUCUGCUACUUUUAUUGGGCAGGGCUAUAAAUGAAUGAGUCCUUUCUUGGUUAUAUUUGUAUUCCCACUGAAGCAUGUGUUUUAUUUGUUUGUAUGUUUACUUGAGCAUUUGUACCCCAAUUUUUCCCCCAGUAGGGGCUCAAAGCUGUUUACAAAAUAAACACAAAAAUUAAAUUUAAACAAACAGAAA